AGUUUCCUCUCUUCGCUUUCUCUUCAUUAAAUAAUACACCAUGCUGGACUAGUGCUGGAUGAAGGAACACUUUUCACCAUGAGCACGAACGGCCCCUACCAGCACCCCAGCUAUGGUGGAGGACGUGGAGGACAUGGCCAAGACUCCAUCUCCUGCUUCCGAUGUGGCGAUGUGUGCAAAGGAGAAGUGGUGCGCGUGCAGAACGUCCACUUUCACGUCAAGUGUUUCACCUGCCAGGUGUGCGGCUGUGACCUGGCAUGUUCCGGAUUCUUCCAGCAGGCCGGUGAGUACAUCUGCACCAAGGACUACCAGCGGCUUUACGGCACUAAAUGUGACAGCUGCGGGGAAUUUAUUACCGGGGAGGUGGUGUCAGCUCUGAGCCGGGCUUACCACCCAAAGUGCUUCGUCUGCACCAUCUGCAGGAAGCCGUUCCCCAUCGGAGACAGGGUGACCUUCUGUGGGAAGAAGUGUGUGUGUCAGCAGUGCUCACACACGCUCGUCAGCAGCAACGAGCCCGUGAAGAUCCACGGGCCGAGUCACUGUGCGGGGUGUAAGGAGGAGAUAACUCACGGUCAGUCCCUGCUGGCUCUGGAGAAACAGUGGCACGUCAGCUGCUUUAAGUGUCAAACCUGCGGCACAGUCCUGACUGGAGAGUACAUCAGCAAAAAUGGUAUUCCGUACUGCGAGUCAGAUUACCACAGGCAGUUCGGCAUCAGGUGCGAGACGUGCAACAGAUACGUCAGCGGGAAAGUGCUGGAGGCCGGUGGAAAGCAUUAUCACCCGACAUGUGCGCGCUGUGCACGCUGUCAGAUGACGUUCACUGAAGGAGAAGAGAUGUACCUGGCAGGUUCACAGGUGUGGCAUCCGAUGUGUAAGCAGGCUGCGAGGACGGAGAGGAAGCUCAGGCUAAGACGCACCUCAGAGGCCUCCAUCUCUCCUCCCGGCUCCAGUAUAGGAUCUCCCAGCAGGGUCAUUUGUGAUAUCUACGACAGUUUGGACCUCAGGCAUCGGCGUUCCUCUAGCCCGGGCUACAUCGACUCACCGACUUACAGCCGUCAGGGAAUGUCUCCCGCUGUGCCACGCUCGCCUCAGCUCUACUACCGCUACGACGACGACGAAUACGAAGCGACGAAGACUAAAACCAACGAAGAGCUCCCCCUGUCUUCCCCGUUCUCAUCUCCGGACCACUACCAGCACUACUGCCACUACACCGGCUCACCGAAAGUUCCUCGAGCUCGCAGGUUCUCCUCAGGAGGAGAGGAAGACGGCUGGAAUCGGAGCAUUAACAGGAUCCAGGCUGGGAUCGGGAGGAUGAUACUGAAGGAAGAGAUGAAGGCCCGGUCUGGUUCCUAUGACAACGACCCUUGGGCGAGUGCACGCAACUCUCGCAGCGGGAGCAAAGAAACCCUGUCCGGUCUGGGCUACAGUAACACUGUUAACGGCUCUCCCAGAUCGCAGUACAGCGCAGACAGCGAUCCGUUCAUCUCGAAAUCAGCUUCGUUGCCAGGCUAUGGCAGGAACGGUAUAAACAGGCCCCACAGUGCGGAUUACUUCCACUACGACAGCACCAACGCAGUAAACUGGGGAUUUAGAGAAUACAAGAUUUAUCCGUAUCGGGAUCUCAUCGUCACUGUUCGUGGUCGAAACCCGCUUCCCGGUGACGUGGACAGGACGAGAUUAGAGAGACACUUGUCCCCUGACGAGUUCUACCAGGUGUUCGGGAUGACCAUGGCCGAUUUCGAGCGCUUGGCAUUGUGGAAACAAAACGAGUUAAAGAAGCAGGCAAGGCUGUUCUAGAAACAUGAAGCUGCGGGCCUCACCUCAGGACCAACAAGCCUCUGCAGACCUCUGGAGGGUUCAAGUAGUCUGAAGGAAAUAAACUUCAAAUCUGGAUCGUGAUCUGUUCCAUCAAAGCGGACACGACGAAGCCUUCAGCUCCUCCACUGUGGACCGAUUCGCAAACGUACGAGACUCUGUCCAGAAUAAAUAAAGUGUGUGUGGCUUGUUUGAUUUUAUUUCAGACUCGACCUCCUACUGAACUUCAGGUUGCACCGUAUAGAAGACGUGUAUGAUAUGAUAGAACAUUGCCUUAUUUUAUGAGAAAGUGAGGCCAACACCAGCAAGUGUGCAAAGAGCAUGGACUAAAUGAUCUUAUUCUUAUAUAUAAAUAUAUAUAUAUAUAUAAAUAAGGUAUAAAACUCCCAGACUGCAUAUAGUGUCUCCGAAGUUGAAGAAUGUUGGAUGAGUUCUUUCAUAGCCAUCACUUCUGAGGGAGUUUUUACAAAACCAAAGUCUUUAGCGGAUAUCGAUCUGUGCCGUACCGGACGCAGAACCGAUCGGAUCGUCUUUCUUCUUCUUCAGGUGGCGAGCCGAUGAGAUUUAUGAACGAGUAGAAUGUGUAUUAAGAAAAGGGUUGGGAUUAUCAGGACUAGACGCUACUUGAAUAAUUUGAAAUGAGAUAAAACUAUGAAAAGAUACUCAUGACGUGUUAAAAACGUUUACUUAAUGCGUUCGAGACAUUUCCAUUCGCUCCUUUUUGUCUUAAAUUAAUGAAAGGUUAACAGCGACCUCGUUCAGAAAUCAGGAACAUUUAUUCAUUCCCCCACAAAUCAGCAUCAACACGUUCAGCGUUCAUCGUUUGCUUUACACUCGGAGCCUUCGAGUACCGUUAGACUAGAUCACGCCACAUCACCCCAGCUCUUCCCUGCGAUAUGCGGUACGUCUCGAAUUGCUUAAUAGCUGCCGCCAGUUUAGACUAACGGUAUUACUUCUCUCCUUAGUGGUGUCGUAUUAUUCUGUAGCUGGAAAAAAGCUGGAAGUGAUGCAGAUGAUAAGGUCAGGAUCCGGAGUCAAUCCCGGGAACAUGUGAGGUGGGAACAGACUGGAUUGGAAGCCAGUACAUCAUCACAGUGAUAAUUACAAAAGCUUUUAUUUCAAAGUGAGAAUACGUCAUUAAACGACAUGGUUGGAACCACGUGUACGCGCAGCUGGGCUUGUAUUUGUUUUGGUGAGAAUUGAGAGCUGCAUUAUUUUUGGUAUAACUGGAGAAAUUUUGACGGAUUCAGUUAUUUUUGGUAAACAGUUCCCUUACGCAGGAGCAGUGCAUCUGACCACAAUGACUUUUUCGGCUAUUUUUUUUCCAUUUAAAUCAGAAUUAAAACUGGAACAGGUAACGUGUUUCUGCCAAGCUGAAAACUUUGGAUGAAACGACAUUUAAAAUCCAAGCAGGUGUUAGAAAAUACAGCGCCUUCCACUAAUAUUGGCAAAGAAGGCUGCUGUGAAAACUUGUCUUUAUUGUUUAAUCUUUUGUGUAAAAAAAAAUAAAUAAAUAAAAAAAAAAAAUACUCCGCUCUCAUGGACGGAGAUCAAACGAUUAUUAGCGGAGGGCGCUGCAGACGCGUAGGUGGAUCUGGUUGUCAAUAUUUUCAAUUGAAUUCUGAUUGUUUAUAGAGCAGGAUCAAAAUGACAUAAGUCCAUAAACUUUCAUUCAUUUAUUAUUUUUCUAGAAUACUAUCAAACACUUUCUGGAUCGUACGAGCGGAUUUUAGACCGUCAGAGACAUGAGUGGAGGAAAUCCUGACUUUUAUAAACCAAGUAUGAUUAGAAUCUGUGUGUAAAAAAUCUGUAAAGGAAAACUGUGCUAAUUUUAUUGAAGUAAAAAUGUUGGAAGCGUG
This is a messenger RNA of Ictalurus furcatus (blue catfish), 3674 nucleotides long. RefSeq names its product actin-binding LIM protein 3-like. Gene Ontology annotation, molecular function: actin filament binding. The record is from RefSeq and is a predicted model, not a curated record. The transcript is spliced from 19 exons. Gene Ontology annotation, cellular component: actin cytoskeleton; stress fiber. The coding region runs from base 79 to 1797 and encodes 572 amino acids. NCBI's taxonomy places the organism in Eukaryota, Metazoa, Chordata, Actinopteri, Siluriformes, Ictaluridae. Gene Ontology annotation, biological process: cytoskeleton organization; lamellipodium assembly; cilium assembly.